Messenger RNA from Pocillopora meandrina, 2629 nucleotides. NCBI's taxonomy places the organism in Eukaryota, Metazoa, Cnidaria, Anthozoa, Scleractinia, Pocilloporidae. The record is from the annotation of a GenBank genome assembly.
AUGAAACAAGAUUCAAAAUGUUGUGUACUAGAAAAAAGCAUUGAUGCUCUGAGACUGUUGGAAGUCUAUGACCAUUUCAUGUAUGACAACAUCAAAAGUAUAAGGAGAGAGGAGUCUGUAAAAGUGUUAAGAAUAAGCUGGUUUGAGGUCACUCUCAGUGAUCUCUUUUUGAUUUCCCUAAUCCUUGUUGCUUUUUCAAAAUUCAUGAUGAACUUAGAGUACUGCUCAGAAGUAACUAGACAGUCUUGCCUUGAAACCAGAUCCUCUAGUUUUGCCAACUGUGGAUCAAGAAUCGAGGAUCAAGGAUUGAGUUUCAAGAGUCUGUCAAAUAUACUUUUUAGCAGUCCUGUAGUUGUCUAAAUCUGCACCUCUUCUGCUUAAAUCAGUUACAUACCUCUUCCUAGUUAAGCAGUUGUCAAGACAACUGCAGCACUGGUAAAAAGUAAGUCGAUCCGCCUCUUGAAACUCAACCUUUGACCGUUGAUUCUCAAUCUGUAAUGCUCAAUUGUUUUAAGGAUUGAGGAUCAAGUUUCGUGUUGAGGCUGUCAACUUACUUUUGAGUGGUACUAUACACCUGCCCAGGGUUUUUCAAAGCUAGGUUAAGAUAACCCAGGGUUAGUGUGAAAUUUUGAUUUUAGGUCUGAAAGCUUUAAAAGAAAAUUAAUUUUAAAUCUUUUUGCUUGCAAUUUGAUCAUUGGAUAUUUCAAAAAGAAUAGGGAAAAUUUUCCCUGAAAGGCUUUUGAACAGAGAAAUAAAAAAAACCUCGAUUAAAAAUUAACCCUGGGUCAUCACUAAUUGGCCUGCGAACAACUGGGCCCUGUAGUUUUCUGGAUCCCCCAUUGCCUAAAUAGGUUCCAUACCUCAUCCCAAUUAAGCAAGAAAGUUCCUUUUGUUAAAACACUUUCUUUGUCCAAUAUGGCUUUGUCUUGGCAUCUGAAUUUUAUUUGCUUAAGUCAAGAUCAUCUACAUGCAUUGUUGAUAAUUACAUGUUAUUGACCAGGCAGGAGGUCUGUAUGGGACAAAACUGUGCCAGAGGUCUUGAGUAUUAGCUGAGGUCUGUGCUUGAGACCAGGGACCUAGUCUUUUCCCUCUCUCAUCAACCUAGACUUGUAAAUAACUUCGUUUUUUAUGCUGGUUUGCUUUUUCUGCUCAAAUUUUGGAAGGGAAAAAAAGUUUUUCUAUGAGGGAGAAUUUUUAUUUUCAAUUGAUUUAUUCUAUUUUUAUUGAUGCAGAAAUAAAGCUAAUAUUGUUAUUUAUAAAUUAAAGUAAAUCAGAACUGAAGUCUUAAAAAAAUUUGUUUUAAGUUGGUUGCUUCAUAGAACAAAUGCCCAUGUAAACUCAUUGGCAUUGAAAAUGCAGAAAACUUUGAAUCCUUAUCAAUAAUUUUAGCAUGUCUAGUGGCUUACCACUCAUAUUUCAUCCUACUCUGGCAUUCACUGUACACUGAUUCUUAAUUAAUUUAUAGGCCAGAAAGAUGGCAAGUGCAAGUUCAUUGAAUGAUCCACCUCUUUUGGAAUAUAAUCUGCAUCAUGCUGGCAAAUAUUAGAAUUAAAUAUUAUAUUAUUAUUUGUAAACCAUUGAUGCAAUUGCACUUGGAGCAUUAAUAUCAAACAGGCAUUUAUGUGUGUGACUAUUUUGAUAGCCAUUGUUAAUGGUAGUGCCAUUGGUGUGCAAUGAAGGAAAAUAUUUGUGAUCAGCAAAGCUGUAUGUGCACUGCAUGCCAACCAACUGCCAACUGCAUAGGCUAGAGAAAAAAUCACCCAGGAAUGGCAGUUUUGAUGUUGAAUUUCAUUGACAAGAAAAUAAUUUUGUAGUAUUUGUAUUAAGGGACUUUUGUAGGAAAAUAUAAUGGUGUAAAGUUAUUUAUCGAGCCAGGUAGUUUCUGUGGCUUUUUAUGCUGUAAUGGAUCAAUGUCAGUAUCUGAUCAAUUGUUCACCUACCCCUCCCCUAACCCAACAAAAUGCAACUGAUAACUUAAGUUUAAGGAUAAUGUUGGGUUAGGGGAGGGGUGGGUGGGCAUUGCUCAGAUAAUGACAUUGAUCCACUAUAAUACUGUGAAUUCCUUGAAAAUUGGGGUAUUUGUUUAAUCUAUAAAAUGAAGGCAUUGAUAAAGUUGGGUAAAUAUUUUUGGAUUGGAUCCUAAUAUAUUUAGCAGUUAUCUUUUCAAUAUGUGACUGAAGUUGGAAACUGGCCAUGAUACAAAAUGCUGUAAUAAGCAACAGACUUUGAAUGAACUUUGUAAAGAGUUUUUGAGAUAAACUGCGUUGAAGACCUGCUAUUUCAGGAAAGCAGUAUAUAUUUUACUCAAUCCGUCCUUUGUAAUUUUUUAACAUCUGACCAUUGCCAUCACUGUUCAUUAUCAAGAAUAAAGUUUUUCAGAAUUUAUGUUGUGUAUGUAUGUAUGUAAUAAUGUAUCUGUAUACUUAAUGGACCAGUCCCUCAAUGGGGCUUUUCAGCGCCAAUACGAAUGAAUGAAUAAUUGAAAAAAAGUGUGUAAAAAUCCCAACCGGUAGGAGACAAACCAAUUGCCUCUGUACAAAGCGGCCAAGAAGUUGAACUUGAGGCGAACGAGAACUACAGCAGGGUAGAAGGCUUAGACCUGGGACCACCAACAACACCAGGGUCCUAA